UUUUAUAAUUUAACAAUAUUUAUCUCCAAAAAAAUAAAAAAAUAAAACUGUGGAGAUCAUCUUGAUCAAGAAUUAAGAUUGAAUGCGAUGCAUUAUUCAACAGCCGCCAUGGAUGAAGAAGCCCUAUUCUUCCCUUCUUCAGACACAGAUCUAGACUUGAGCUUCACCAGCAUCGCCUCCACCGACCGCACCACCACCACCACCACCACCAGCGCCCGCACCAGCUUGGCCCGCAGCAGCCUUACUCUCAGCUUCAACGACCGCCUCUCCACCACCGCCGAGACUUACAACACCACCACCUCCUCUUCCUCUUCCUCCCUCCUCCGCUCCCAUCGCCGCUCUUCUGACGACCCUCAUUGGUCCGCCAUCAAGGCUGCCACCACCCUCUCCUCCGACGGUGCCCUCCACCUUCGCCACCUCAAGCUCCUCCGCCACCUCGGCACUGGCAAUCUUGGGCGCGUCUUUCUUUGCCGCCUCCGCGACUACGACAACCAUGCCAACGCCAACUUUGCGCUUAAGGUCGUGGAUAAGGAGUCUCUUAGUGCCAAGAAGCUCUCCCACGUGAAGACGGAGGCGGAGAUCCUCUCCACCCUAGACCAUCCUUUUCUCCUGACUCUCUAUGCGCACAUAGAAGUCUCCCACUACACCUGCCUCCUCAUCGACUACUGCCCCGGCGGCGACCUCCACGCGCUCCUCCACCGGCAGCCCGGCAACCGCCUUCCUCUCAAGGCGGUCAAAUUCUUCGCCUCCGAGGUCCUCGUUGCCCUCGAGUACCUUCACUCGCUCGGCAUAGUCUACCGGGACUUGAAACCGGAGAACAUCCUCCUCAGAGAGGACGGCCACAUCAUGCUCUCCGACUUCGACCUCUGCUUCAAGGCCGACGUGGUCCCCAUUCUCGUCCAGUACACCACCAGCACCCCCACCCGCAGCCGCGCGGGCUCCCUGUCUUGUUUCGGGGAGGACGAAGAGGAGGUGGUUACGACGGAUAUUGUCGCGGAGCCGACGGCGGCGUUCUCGAGGUCGUGCGUCGGGACCCACGAGUACUUGGCGCCGGAGUUGGUUGCUGGAAAUGGACAUGGGAAUGGGGUGGACUGGUGGGCGUUUGGGGUGUUGAUAUACGAAUUGGCUUACGGUACGACGCCGUUUAAGGGUGGGAGCAAGGAGAGUACCCUGCGCAAUAUAGCAUCGACCAGGGAUGUGAGAUUUCCCGAGAAUGACGAAGAAGAAGGAGAAGAGAUGUCGUUGUUGAGAGAUUUGGUGGAGAAGCUGCUGGUGAAGGAUCCCAGGAGGAGGCUAGGAUGCGCCAGGGGUGCCACGGACGUUAAACGACACCCAUUCUUCAGAGGGAUUAAGUGGGCUUUGAUCAGAAACUACAAGGCACCGGAGGUGAGAGGACUGCCGAGGAAAACGACGAUGACUAAAGGGCACGUGACAACGCACGUGAGUAGCCACAGGAGACGGCGGCUCUCGCGGUGGUUGGUGAGCUGGAAGGGAUCGGUGCUACUCGGUUGCUACAAGAAGAAGAAACCGUGUCGUUUCGUACACGUUUAAGGAUCGAUCUCAUUUCAAUAUUAAUAUUUCACCCUAUAGUACACAUCCAUGUUCCAAUCACAAGAUUUUACGAGUUUCUUUUUGCUUUCUUUUAUUUUUCUUUUCGUCAGAUGAAAAAGAAAAAAAAAAAUCUAGUGGAGUACUACACAUGACACUGUAAAGAAGUUAUAAAUAUAUAUGUUAGGGAGAAAGA
Molecule: messenger RNA, 1744 nt
Organism: Morus notabilis
Lineage: Eukaryota; Viridiplantae; Streptophyta; Magnoliopsida; Rosales; Moraceae
Product: serine/threonine-protein kinase WAG1
Exons: 2
Coding region: 88-1551 (487 amino acids)
Biological process (GO): protein phosphorylation
Cellular component (GO): nucleus; cytoplasm; plasma membrane
Molecular function (GO): protein serine/threonine kinase activity; ATP binding
Source: RefSeq, a predicted model, not a curated record